UCCAGUUCCACCAGCUCGAGCAUCAUGGCUGACAAUGGCUGACACUGUGAGUGAACCGCGUCAACCGUCAAAAACGAAAAAGCCCCGCGUUCAGUGGCCCGAAAGGGAAACGUGGGCUUUGAUCAAGUUAUGGGAGGACAACCUGGAUGACCUCCGUUCACAUAAACACAACGGCGAAGUGUACUGCCGCAUUGCGGAAGCCUUGAACAGCGCCGACGUACCGAAAACAUACAAAGGGCCAAAAAACUGUGUCGAGCACAACAAGCUGCCGUACUUCUGGGAACUGAAUAGGUUUCUGAGUUGCCUUCCCAUGAACGACUCGACACUAAUUGAAGAGUCUGGA
This is a messenger RNA of Ornithodoros turicata, 343 nucleotides long. RefSeq lists its product as uncharacterized. The annotation marks the transcript as partial. NCBI's taxonomy places the organism in Eukaryota, Metazoa, Arthropoda, Arachnida, Ixodida, Argasidae. The record is from RefSeq and is a predicted model, not a curated record. The transcript has 3 exons.